Messenger RNA from Haliotis rubra (blacklip abalone), 1549 nucleotides. Its product is annotated as purine nucleoside phosphorylase LACC1-like. Gene Ontology annotation, molecular function: copper ion binding. Bases 288 to 1541 code for a protein of 417 amino acids. The transcript is spliced from 2 exons. NCBI's taxonomy places the organism in Eukaryota, Metazoa, Mollusca, Gastropoda, Lepetellida, Haliotidae. The record is from RefSeq and is a predicted model, not a curated record.
GGGCUGUUCACUGACCUAAUCGGCAGCCUCGAGGAAAUGCGUCACGUCUAUGUGGGCAGUCAUUCGUGUGUGGGCCCAUGGGACCAGGUGGGGUGGAUAGCGGCUGACACAGUGGACAUGAUAAGAGGAGAACUCCGGUUAUCAAUGCCAACAUAUUUGCUUGUCGGCUGUUUCAACACACAGUUUCUCAUUUCGUUCCCAAGCGACGAGAACCCGGAAGUUGUCAGUUCGAUCGCUGUCAACACAGAGACAGUUUCUAAAGCAAACGUGCAGCAUACACAAGACUCAUGGUUGCCGAACAGGACCCAGUCACCGACAUGGAGGUCGCAGCGCCUUCAGCUGUCAUAGUCGACAUCCAUGGCGUUGAGGACAACGUUGACGUCCUCAAACAAACGGUCAACCACCUGCUCGUAAUGGAGAAUGUGAGUAGUCCCUUAUACGUGUACUUCCUUACGUCGACGGAGACGCUGGAUGUCCCAAUAAACGGCCUCACUGGUGCGAGCAUGACAACGUCCAUGGUUGUAGGUGAAGGACGCGUUGACUGCUUCUACGACGCCAAGAGAAAGCUGGAUAAUGUUGAAGUAGUUAACGUGUGCGUAUUGUGUUGCGAACCCUGUGAGGAGUACUGGAAAUCUGUGUGCGGAGCCAUCUUCACGCCAGUUCACACAUGGAGGAUUGAAACAACCACGUGUGACGUCACGGUCCUUGUUGACGCAAAGUCGGCCUUGCCUGACCUCAGGAAGAUGCUUGAGACACUGCCGUCAAUAGGAGACGUAAAUGUAUUGAAAACCACACUCAUACCAAGUGACACUUUCAACCACGGGUAUUCCACACGCUGUGGGGGGAUCACAAGCAUUCCGAGCCUGGCGUCCUUGAACUUGCUGUACACACCUCGCAAACGUGACUCCCGUUUGACCGUGGCGGAGAAUCUACGACGCUUGGCCAGAACAGCCCGGUUUGAUCCGGAUCAGUUCCACGUCACACGGACCAACCACGCAAACAAGGUCUGGGUCGUUGGGAAGGAACAGUCAGAGAAGUACGACGCAAUCGUCACCGACAAGCCUGGUGUCACGGUCGCCGCCGCGGGAGCGGACUGCACUCCUCUCCUGUUUGUGGAUCCAGUCAAACGGGUAUGCGGUGCAGCACAUGCUGGGUAUUUGGGUACACUGAAACGGGUGGUCGUUGAGACCGUGAACGCUCUUGUAGAGGAGUUCGGGAGUAAUGUCAAGGAUAUUUUGGUUACCAUGGGACCGACGCUGUGUUCGAACUGCUUCUCUUUUGACAGAACAGAUCCUGCAGUUGAAGAGUUCCUGGCAAUUGACCAAACCACUGUGGAUUUCAGGGUUAAUGGUGAAGGUACGCGGGUACACGCAGGCCUCGUGACGACCAACACACUCCUUCUGGAAAGAAUGGGGAUCAAACCAAACAACAUCGACACGAGCCGCGCCACCUGCACAGCCUGCGACCCGGACAGGUUCUUUUCUUUCCAGAGAGACAGAUUCCCGUUUGGGAACCAGGUUGGCUUUGUGAGCAUCAGAUAAAAUGAUUA